CUCCUUCAUCCUCUGCUGGGCCCAGAGGACGCUGCGGGAGUCGGCAUCAUGACUGUAACGAGGCUAGCUCGGUUGCUUGGCUACUUCCCGGCCACCGCGUGGAGAGCGGCAAGAUCACCACUUGUGUGUUGUUCCGUGAGGAAAAUGAGUUCUCAAGGAGAAAAAUCCAAACCCAUCAAACAGUCUCAUAAGAAGCCAAAGUUACCAGAAGGUCGUUUUGAUGCACCAGAAGAUCCUAAUUUAGAGAAAGAACCACUGACAAAAUUUCCAGAUGAUAUUAAUCCUGUUACCAAAGAAAAAGGUGGACCCAGAGGCCCAGAACCUACCCGAUAUGGAGAUUGGGGACGAAAAGGACGCUGUAUUGACUUUUAAGCCAUAUAUUAUUAAUUUCAGUAUCUUUUUCUGAAUAUGUACAUCUGAAUUAAUUUAUUUCUUAUUAUUUUCUCUCUGUAUAUCCUUUAAGUCAUUUAAUCUCUAUAAUGUGUUUAAAAACACAAAUACGGGUGCCUGGGUGGCUCAGUCAGUUAAGCUUCCAACGUCGGCUCAGGUCAUGAUCCCGCAGUUUGUGGGUUUGAGCCCCACAUUGGGCUCUGUGCUGACAGCUCGGAGCUUGCAGCUUGCAGCUUCAAAUUCUGUGUCUCCCUCUCUCUCUGCCCCUCCCCUGCUCAUACUCUGUCUCUCAAAAAUAAAUAAAAAUGUUUUAAAAACCCACAAAUAAUGCCUUGAAAGGAAAUAUGCUGCUAUAAAUUAAGAAAGGGGAAAUAUUUCUACAUUAGCACAUUAAUUUUAAUUUAAAUAUAUUGGAGUAUAUAAAAGAU
Molecule: messenger RNA, 818 nt
Organism: Neofelis nebulosa (Clouded leopard)
Lineage: Eukaryota; Metazoa; Chordata; Mammalia; Carnivora; Felidae
Product: succinate dehydrogenase assembly factor 4, mitochondrial-like
Exons: 1
Coding region: 49-372 (107 amino acids)
Biological process (GO): mitochondrial respiratory chain complex II assembly
Cellular component (GO): mitochondrion
Source: RefSeq, a predicted model, not a curated record